AAAGUGUCCGAAAUAAAUCUCGUAUUGGAAGUCGGACAAGUCCCACAAACUCCGUGCCUUCCAUUUUGGGCAAAGUGUCAACUUCCAUUUUAGGCACCCACCUCAAAUCAAAUCAAAUCAAACUCACAUUCUUUCUCUCCUCUUCUCCGAUCCGCUUUUCGGGUUCCGCCGCCCAACCCGAAAACCCGGCGCACAAAUCAUGUCCCUCACCGCCGUCCAAGGACCCCCUGAAUCCGAAUCGGAAGACGGGCCCGAUUCAGAUCUGGGCGAGCCCAACGCCGCCUGGCCCAGCAGCUCGUUCCAUUUCCGGUCGGGGACUCCUAGGAGCCGCCACUCCUCGCCGGGUCACUCGCCCCGACCCGGCACCGGCACCGGCACCGGCCACGGCCACACUAGGUUCGGCGACGCGGAUUCCCAAACGACGUCGUUUUGGGGGGGACUGAGUGCGCAAUGGAGAUCGGGGACGAGGAAAGUGGAGAGGGCUUGGUAUAGCAAAAAGAGAGUGAAAGGGAUUGUGGGUGUGAUUGGGCUGUUGGUUUUGUACUUUGUUAUGAAUUGGGUUAUGCUUUUGCGGCUACAAGACCACCGCCUUCAUAGCAAGUCUUGGUUUUCCGGCAAAUCUUCAUCGUCUCCGGCGCCCAUCUCGGAAAAGUCAAAAAAAUAUGGUAAAGGGAAAAAGCCAGUGAAAGGUUACGAAAGAAUGUUGGCUUUUGCUGCUCAUGCCUUGGCAGAGGGACAUAGUAAGCCCGAGCCAAAAGAUUUGUGGCAGGAGCCAUUUGUUCCUGCUUCUUCUUGGAAACCUUGUGCGGACCAACGCAGCUGGGAACCCAAUGAGGGAAAGAAUGGAUAUAUAAUGGUCACUGCAAAUGGUGGGAUGAACCAGCAGCGGGUUGCGGUUUGCAACAUUGUUGUUAUUGCACGAUUACUCAAUGCAACCCUGGUGGUCCCCAAAUUUUUGUAUAGUAGUAUAUGGAGGGAUGUAAGUCAAUUCAGCGAUAUCUAUCAGGAGGAUCAUUUUAUUAACUACUUGAGUCCUGAUAUUCGGAUAGUGAAGGAACUCCCUAAGGAACUACAAUCAUUAAAUUUGGAAGCUAUUGGUAGCCUUGUGACAGAUGCAGACAUCCCUAAAGAGGCAAAGCCAAGUUUUUACUUGAAAAACAUUACCCCUAUUCUACUUAAAAAUGGGGUUGUACAUUUUCUUGGAUUUGGGAAUCGAUUGGCAUUUGAUCCAAUACCAUUUCAGUUGCAGAGACUUCGAUGCAGAUGUAAUUUUCAUUCCCUGCAAUUUGUUCCGAAGAUACAAAAAAUGGGUGCAUUACUUCUUCAAAGGUUGCGUCACAGUGAAAGUCAUGCUGGACCACUGGAUCAUUAUCUGGUUGGUCCAUAUGCAGCACCAAUCAAGAAAGAAAAUGAAGGUCCUGCUAAGAAAGCUUCCAAGUAUCUGGCUUUACACCUGAGGUUUGAAAUUGACAUGGUAGCCCAUUCUUUGUGUGAAUUUGGCGGAGGAGAUGCGGAGCAAAAGGAGUUGGAAGCUUUUCGACAAAUCCAUUUCCCUGCAUUGGUGCUUCUCCAGAAUACUACAAGGCUACCUACUCCUGCAGUACUCAGGUCAGAAGGCUUGUGUCCUUUGUCGCCUGAAGAAGCAGUGCUUAUGCUUGCUGCUCUUGGUUUCAAGCGUAAGACACAUAUAUUUGUGGCAGGUUCACAAAUAUAUGGAGGGAGAUCAAGGAUGAUUGCUUUGACGAGCUUGUACCCUAAAUUGGUGACUAAAGAAAACUUGCUUUCACCCGCUGAACUUGAACCUUUCAAGAAUUUUAAAUCUCAGUUAGCAGCACUGGACUUCAUAGCCUGCACUGCUGCCGAUGCAUUUGCCAUGACUGAUUCUGGAAGUCAAUUAUCAUCCCUGGUAACUGGUUUUCGCAUAUACUAUGGUGGAGGGAUAACACCAACAAUACGACCAAACAAACGGAGGCUUGCCAGCAUUUUUUCAAAGAAAUCCAGUAUUGAAUGGCGUGUGUUUGAGCAGAGAGUGAGGAAGGCAGUUAGACAAACCAAACAUGUUCAGCCAAGACCCAGGGCAAGGAGUGUUUAUCGGUAUCCGCGGUGUGACGAGUGUAUGUGUAAUAUGACAUUAGUGAUAUAAUUCUUGUAGCCAUCAUCCUAUUGUUGCCAAUUCAAUUGUAUUGUGUAAAUUGAACCAUUGUUCCAAUCAUCAAUAUAAAUCAUUUAAUUUCACUCA
Rosa chinensis is the source of this 2239-nucleotide messenger RNA. Its product is annotated as O-fucosyltransferase 15. The record is from RefSeq and is a predicted model, not a curated record. The coding region runs from base 200 to 2143 and encodes 647 amino acids. The transcript is spliced from 10 exons. NCBI's taxonomy places the organism in Eukaryota, Viridiplantae, Streptophyta, Magnoliopsida, Rosales, Rosaceae.